Culex quinquefasciatus (southern house mosquito) is the source of this 1261-nucleotide messenger RNA. Its product is annotated as zinc metalloproteinase nas-14. Bases 14 to 1213 code for a protein of 399 amino acids. Gene Ontology annotation, biological process: proteolysis. Gene Ontology annotation, molecular function: zinc ion binding; metalloendopeptidase activity. Lineage: Eukaryota; Metazoa; Arthropoda; Insecta; Diptera; Culicidae. The record is from RefSeq and is a predicted model, not a curated record. The transcript is spliced from 9 exons.
CCAGACUGAGAAGAUGAACGGUUUAGGUGUUUUGCUGGUGCUGGCUGCCGCGGCUGUGGGAUGUCUGGGCCAUCGUGACUUUCGCAUCCCGAUUAAGGGCACGCGAAAUACGACUUAUUUCGCUACCAGGCCCCACAAGGCUGUCGGCGAUCGUCACCGAAACUACAAACGUGGUGUGAACAAAACGCAUCCGUUUGAACUCGGCAUCGGUUUCUACUACCAGAGUGACAUCAUGCUGAAACCGUCGGUCGCGGCGAAUGCCAUUCCACUGGGCAGGGAUCCGAACGUCAGAUGGCCAGGAGCGGUCGUUCCGUAUAUCAUUACGGGAACGUUUACUGCCGCCGAGAAAACAAUCAUUCUACAAGCAAUGCAACAGUACACCGACAACACGUGUGUGCGAUUCAUCCCCAGAACAACGCAGGCUAACUUUAUCACCAUUGACAACAGUGAUACCGGAUGUUGGUCGUACGUGGGCCGUAGCUUGGACAACACGUACAACCACGUGAACCUGCAGAAUCCCAGCUGCAUGACAACGGGAACCGUCGCCCACGAGCUGAUGCACGCCAUUGGGUUCUACCACGAGUUCACGCGGCCGGAUCGUGACGAUUGGGUUUCCAUCGAUACAAGAGCGCUGCUGACUCAGUACCAAACCACCGCGUUCUACGAUGCCAAUUUUGCCAAGAUGUCUUACGCCCAGGCUGAGCUGUACGGAAUUCCGUACUACUACGGUAGCGUUAUGCACUAUUCCAAGUGGGGAGGAGCCGCCAGCUACAGUAGACCAGUGAUGAACAAUCUGAAACCGUGGACCGGAGACUUCGGCAACGACAUAACGCUAACAGCUCCAGAUAUAUUGGCAAUCAACUACAUGUACUGCAAUGGUACCACCACUACCACUACUACUACAACCACCACAACAACCUCGACGGCGGCCCCUACAACAACCACAACGAAAGCCCCAACGACAACAACAACGACUACGACGGCGGCUUCUACUACAACCGAAGCAGCCACCACAACGACAAUGAAACCACCUACUACUACUACGACUACGACUACGAACGCUCCAGCGACGACAACACAGGCUGCAGCAACGACGACGAAAGCUCCUCCUACUACAACUAAGGUUGCAACAACCAUCGCACCGAGGACAACUACAAAACGGACUCGUUUCUGCGUGCUGUCCUUCAAUGGCAUCUGUUUGAUCUACAUGUAAAUGAAAAAUGGCUUACUAAAUGUAAAUAAAGUUUGUACUUAAAAAUGA